Olea europaea var. sylvestris is the source of this 366-nucleotide messenger RNA. RefSeq lists its product as uncharacterized. The transcript has a single exon. Lineage: Eukaryota; Viridiplantae; Streptophyta; Magnoliopsida; Lamiales; Oleaceae. The coding region runs from base 1 to 366 and encodes 121 amino acids. The record is from RefSeq and is a predicted model, not a curated record.
AUGAGGUUAAGAAAGAGAGUUCUAAAUAACAAAACCUAUCCAAGUUAUGUAUCUCAGAUUGAACCUAAGAAAGUUGAGGAAGCUCUUAAAGAUGAAUGUUGGGUGAAUGCAAUACAUGAGGAGCUUAAUCAAUUUGUUCGAAACAAUGUUUGGUAUCUAGUGCCUAGGCUUGAUGAUUGCAAUGUGAUAUGUACUAAGUGGAUUUUCAAGAACAAGAUCGAUGACCAGGGUACCAUAACAAGAAAUAAGGUUAGGCUAGUUGCUCAGGGGUACACUCAGGUUGAAGGGAUAGAUUUUGAUGAGAUAUUUACCCCUGUUGCACGUCUUGAAUCCAUUCGCAUCCUUCUUAUGGUUGCUUGUACUUGA